AUCUGGAACCGGGCCUGUAAGUAACGUUAACUAACGUUACAGUAUCCACUGAAGUUAUCCACUAGUCCAAACACAAUUUUAUCAUUAUCAAUGUACGACAGCAAACAGAUAAUGUUACUGCAGAAGUUAUUAUUGAUAAUUAGGAUAAGCAAUCUAUCUACAGGAGUCUGCAGUUGCAUGUAAGUGUGUUUAUUUCAUUGUUUUACUUUGUUCAAGAGUGGUAUUCAUUGCUAGACUUGUGCUGUUUGUUUACUGUCUUGAACUCGCGUCGCUAUAUACGUAGGUUGGUGUCUAUGUGCUAUAUUGUUUUGACUUGUCCCAGGUUAUUCACUGCUAGAUUUAACGUUGAUUGUCCAUUGUGUGUAAAACUAUUGUGGUUUUUAGUGUUUAUAAACAGUGCUUCACUUGUUUUAGGGUAUUAUUUAUUGCUAAAGUGAAGCAUAAUUUAUUUGCAGUGCACGGAAGUCGCACUUGUCACCUCGUGCGACCCUUAGUUUCUGCGGACCACUUGACUAGCUUUGUUGUGCCAAGUAGCAUUAAGGCGUGUCCUGCUUUUUCACUGAAUGGCUCAUUAUCGUCGCGUAUAUAUUUGACUUGAAUGCUGACACGGAAGCGGCAGCGGAAGUGGUAGCCCUCGUGUAAAGCCCUCGUGUGAAGACCUACUUGGGUAAAGACCAGCGAGUCUGCCUGUGCGAGUCCACUGAGCAAGGACACCGACAAGGCGCCACUCAACAUAGCACUUAAGUAUCUUGUUAUUGUAUCUCUUUUAUUAUUUUCCUUCUAUAUACUAACAUGUCUACUUCACGAAUAACACAUGCCUUCAUGCACAUCCCUGUUAUCUGUUACAGACCGUUUACACGAUAUCGAUGCAAGACCAAACGCAACCCACACAACCUACGGCCACUUUGCAUUUCAGCACCUGCUCCGCUCUCUUUCUCAGUGGGAAUCUGGAACUGCCAGUUAGCUGUGAACAUCUCAGUGGGACUCUGGAACUGCCAGUCAGCUGUGAACAAAGCGGACUUCAUUCCAGUCUUUGCCACGCAGUCCACCCUCAGCAUCCUGGCACUGACAGAAACAUGGAUACGUCCAGAGGAUACAGCAACACCUGCUGCUCUCUCCAACAACUUCUCCUUCUCUCACACCCCUCACUCACACUGGGCGGGGGAUCAGGUCAGCUGACAAACUUUCUUGAGGAGUUGGAUGUCCUGCUGUCCUCCUUGCCAGAGGAUGGUAGGCCACUUGUAGUUCUUGGUGAUUUCAACAUACACCAAGACAAGCCCCAGGCCACUGAACUGAAUACUCUCCUGGACUCAUUUGACUUGGAAAAACUACACACCACAGCAACUCACAGAUCGGGCAACCAGCUGGACCUCAUCUUUACAUGCCAGCACGUGCUACACCACCCAGCCCCUGGCUGUCUGACGUCCUUCGUGAACAUCGGACUGACCUCAGGGCAGCUGAGAGGAGAUGGCGGAAAUCUAAAGAUCCAGCAGAUCUAGAACAAGCUGCUGGAUGAAAUCAGUCAGGCUUCAAAAGUGGACACUCCACCGAGACUGCCCUGCUGUCUGUCACUGAGUCACUGAGAUGGGCGAAAGCUGAAUCCAGAUCAUCAGUCCUGAUUCUGCUGGACCUUUCUGCAGCCUUUGACACAGUCAACCACCAGAUCGUACUCUCUACCCUCUCCUCGCUGGGCAUCACAGGAACUGUGCUUGACUGGUUUAAUUCCUAUCUCUCAGCCCAACGACACCACAGUGACUGCUCGAAUUUCUGCCUGCCUGGCGGACAUCUCAGCCUGGAUGAAGGAGCACCACCUGCAACUCAACCCAGCCAAGACUGAACUCCUCGUCUUUCCAGCCAACCCUGCUGUUGAACACAACAUCACCGCGCAGCUGGGUGCAACUACAGUAACGCCUUCCAAAUUGGUCAGAAAUCUAGGGGUAACCAUCGACAACAGACUAAAUUUCACAGACCACAUCUCAAAGACCACAAGAUCAUGUAGAUUUACACUCUACAAUAUCAGGAAGAUAAGACCCUUCCUCUCUGAACAUGCCACACAACUGCUUGUCCAGUCACUUGUCAUAACUAGACUGGACUACUGUAACGCUCUCAUUGCAGGCCUCCCUGCAAGUGCAAUUACACCCCUCCAAAUGAUCCAGAAUGCAGCAGCACGUCUGGUCUUUAAUGAACCAUAGAGAGCACAUGUUACACCACUCCUUGUCUCUCUCCACUGGCUGCCGGUUGAUGUACGUAUCAAAUUCAAAGCUCUGAUGCUGGCAUACAGAACAGUCACUGGAUCUGCUCCAGCAUACCUAAAAUCAUUUAUGCAGAGCUACGCAUCCACUAGAAGCCUGCGGUCGGCUAAGGAGCGUUGCCUUGUUGUACCAACACAAAGAGGCACCAAAACACUUUCCCGGACUUUCAGCUUCAUCAUACCACAUUGGUGGAACAACCUUCCCAACUCCAUCCGUGAAGCUGACUCACUCUCUGUCUUCAAAAAACGACUAAAAACACAUCUUUUCCAUGAGCACUUAACCAGUCAUUAAAAAAUAAAUAAAAUAAAUUCCUGUUGCACUUUAUUCCAUUUUAAAUACUAUUAUGAUGCUAGUGAUACUUUGUAAUACAGCACUUUUCAUACCACUGUCUCCUAAGAUGAUUCGCUUAUGUUUUCCUCUUUUGUAAGUCGCUUUGGAUAAAAGCGUCUGCUAAAUGAAUAAAUGUAAAUGUAUAAUUAACGUUAAUCUAACGUUAGCCAAGUUAGGUUAACGUUAGCUAACAACGUUAGCUGUCAGUCUCCUCGCUUAUGCUGACCGACAUAUCCGGCUGCUUGUCGUGAAAAACAAAGUAUAACGUAUGUAAUGUUAUAUCUAGCUAGCUAACUUUAGAUAAUUAUCUAAUGUUAUUACCAGUGGCUAUGACAGCGUAACUAUUUUCAGCAUCUGAGAAGCAAGUUGGCUCAUCAUGUAAUGUUAGGAUAUUUGUAAUGUUAACUAAUCAAGCUGAAGUAACGCUACUGUUUUAAGCUUAAUGUUUGUACCCAUGAUUUGUCAAGAAAUAAA
Myxocyprinus asiaticus (Chinese sucker) is the source of this 3056-nucleotide messenger RNA. RefSeq lists its product as uncharacterized. Bases 867 to 1499 code for a protein of 210 amino acids. Gene Ontology annotation, molecular function: catalytic activity. Lineage: Eukaryota; Metazoa; Chordata; Actinopteri; Cypriniformes; Catostomidae. The transcript has 5 exons. The record is from RefSeq and is a predicted model, not a curated record.